CGUCUCUCCGUCCUUCUCGUCACCACUGCCACCUCUUCUAGCUAACCUCGCCCAACAUGCAUCUCAUGUACUCCCUCGAUUCGCAGGGGAAGGUGCGCAUCUCACCUUGGCUCAUCAGCUUCGACUCCUCGCGAAUACCUUUGCUGACCAUCCGCCUUUCCUCGCCUUGUUCGCACCUCUCCCUUCUCCCUUUUCCUUUCCUCUCCUUCGUCCCCAAUCACCUCUCGCAGCGCGUCUACACCCUUCGCAAGGCUACCCCUGCAAACGAGAUCACCAAGUCGGCACACCCUGCCCGUUUCUCUCCUGAUGACAAGUUCUCGAGGCAUAGGGUUACCGUUAAGAGGCGCUUUGGGAUUCUGCCAACGCAGUUGAGGGCGAAGCCGCUUUAGAUUGGCGAGAGGAGGGUAUGAGGCGGGAAGGCAAGAGGAUGCGGGAUGGGAGGGGAUGCUUGGUGAUUGAGAGCUUAAGAUGUAGCUUCUGAAGGGCAUGAGGAGUUGAGGGCUCGAGGUAGCGAGGGAUGAGAGGAGAGACGGUGUGAGACAACUUCGGUGGACGAGGCUGCACGUCCACUUGCAAGUUUGGAGAGGCGAGGGAUAUCCCGGGGCAGGCACCAGUCCUGCUUUUACACACGCAAUAGCGAUCCUGUAUCAUCACCUGAACGGAGGCGUCGCUGCCUUGCUCAGACCCUGAGAAGCAGUCCUCUUGCCCUUUCUCGAUAUUGUCGGCACAAUCUGGCCCGCUGUCGGGGCACUGCUGGGCG
Jaminaea rosea is the source of this 760-nucleotide messenger RNA. RefSeq lists its product as hypothetical. Gene Ontology annotation, molecular function: telomerase RNA binding; box H/ACA snoRNA binding. Gene Ontology annotation, biological process: snRNA pseudouridine synthesis; positive regulation of telomerase RNA localization to Cajal body; ribosome biogenesis. The coding region runs from base 57 to 389 and encodes 110 amino acids. Gene Ontology annotation, cellular component: box H/ACA telomerase RNP complex; box H/ACA snoRNP complex. The transcript has a single exon. The record is from RefSeq and is a predicted model, not a curated record. NCBI's taxonomy places the organism in Eukaryota, Fungi, Basidiomycota, Exobasidiomycetes, Microstromatales.